Messenger RNA from Artibeus jamaicensis (Jamaican fruit-eating bat), 2700 nucleotides. RefSeq names its product trophoblast glycoprotein (gene TPBG). NCBI's taxonomy places the organism in Eukaryota, Metazoa, Chordata, Mammalia, Chiroptera, Phyllostomidae. Gene Ontology annotation, molecular function: protein binding. The transcript has 2 exons. Gene Ontology annotation, cellular component: plasma membrane. Bases 757 to 2016 code for a protein of 419 amino acids. The record is from RefSeq and is a predicted model, not a curated record. Gene Ontology annotation, biological process: negative regulation of canonical Wnt signaling pathway.
UUUGUUUCUAGUGUGCUUUGGCGGCCUUUUUAUUCCUUCUGCUUUUAAUUUGGGGUGGAGAAAAAGCUAAUGAAUUAAGAAUGAAUCUCCUCUCCAGUAACUUACCGCCUCCCGCCCCAUCUUAAAGUUGGCUCUCUUUGCAAGUUCCAAAAUUGUUCAAGACAUGCGGGGGCGGGGCAGGUAUGGGACACAUUCAGGACACCUAAAUCUGAAGUCAGCAUCUAAGGGAUCACUUGGAUGGGAAGAUUUUCUGAAGCUCCCUUGCAGCUUCCUGGGCGUUUUCCUGCGGCCACUCUGCAUUUUCAGCUCAUUUCUUUAUGCUGCUGCUUCCCACUGAUCUGUCACGCCCGAAGCCAUCUGGCUACUGCCCUAGGUGCCCGAAUCAGGGUGAAUUCCACGAGAUUCACUAGCGGUUUUGUUCCUGUCCAAGGUCCUUCAGCUGAUCCAGCGUGAGGCGCCAACAAAAGAGACUAGAGGUGCCAUUGGGGGCGGCGGCGGGAAGAGGAACCGAGUUUGAGUGUCCUGGCUGGCCAAGCCUACUUUCUGGAGGGAAGGGGCGGGGGAGUCGCUCCGGCUGGGGAACGCCUGCUGGCCAGGAGGGGUUAGCCGAGUUCCGGUUGCUGCGUCCCUCCUCCGCACCCACGGGAGGAAAGUUUUCUCCACGCGCUUCCUGCCUACCCGUGCCCUCCGGGCCCAGCUCCGGAGCCUUCGGAGCCGGCGCCGUCCCUGGCCAAGUCGUGGGAGACCCGUGCCGCGAUGCCUGGGGGCUGCUCCCGGGGCCCGGGCGCCGGGGACGCAAGGCUGCGGGUCGCGCGGCUGGCGCUGGUCCUGCUGGGCUGGGUCUCCUCAUCCUCACUCACUUCCCUGGCGACUUCCUCCACCUCCUCUGCAUCAUUCCUGGCCUCCGUGGUGUCAGCCCAGCCUUCGCUACCGAGCCACUGCCCGCCACCGUGCGAGUGCUCCGAAGCAGCACGGACAGUCAAGUGCGUUAACAGUGAUCUGACCGAGGUGCCAGCGGACCUGCCCCCUUACGUGCGCAACCUCUUCCUCACGGGCAAUCAGCUGGCAGUGCUUCCAGCCGGUGCCUUUGCCCGUGGCGCCCCGCUGGCCGAGCUGGCUGCCCUAAACCUCAGUGGCAGCCACCUGCAGGAGGUGCACGCGGGAGCCUUCGAGAAUCUGCCCAGCCUGCGCCAGCUCGACCUCAGUCAUAACCCUCUGCACAAACUCAGCCCCUUCGCGUUCUCUGGCAGCAAUGCCAGCGUCUCGGCCCCAAGCCCUCUGGUGGAACUGAUCCUGAACCACGUCCUGCCCCCUGUGGAUAAGGAGAAGUGGAGCAUCGAGAGUAUGGUGGCUGCUGCCCUGCGAGCUGGCCAGGCGCUGCGUGGGCUCCGCCGCCUGGAGCUCGCCAGCAACCACUUUCUCUACUUGCCCCAGGACGUACUGGUCCAGCUGCCCAGCCUCAGGCACCUGGACCUGCGCAACAACUCACUGGUGAGCCUGACUUUUGUGUCCUUCCGAAACCUGACACACCUAGAAAGCCUCCACUUGGAGGACAACGCCCUCAAGGUCCUUCAUAACGGCACCCUGGCAGAGCUGCAAGGCCUGCCUCAAGUCAGGGUCUUCCUGGACAACAAUCCCUGGGUCUGCGACUGUCACAUGGAGGACAUGGUGACCUGGCUCAAGGAGACAGAGUCAGUGCAGAGCAAAGCCGGGCUCACCUGCGCAUUUCCGGAAAAAAUGAGGAAUCGGGUCCUCCUGGAACUCAACAGCUCCGACCUGGAGUGUGACCCUAUCCUCCCUCCAUCGCUGCAGACUUCUUAUGUCUUUUUAGGUAUUGUUUUAGCCCUGAUAGGCGCCAUUUUCCUACUGGUUUUGUAUUUGAACCGUAAGGGGAUAAAAAAGUGGAUGCAUAACAUCAGAGAUGCCUGCAGAGAUCACAUGGAAGGGUAUCAUUACAGAUACGAGAUCAACGCGGACCCCAGGUUAACAAACCUCAGUUCUAAUUCGGAUGUCUGAGAAACACUCAAAGACAGAACAAGGACAACUGCAUGAGAUGUAGACUUAAUUAAGCUUUAUCCAGUCUUAGGCUUGCUCCACCUCUACCCUCCACUAUAGACACAGCUGACCUUGACUGAAAGCAGUGAAGGAAAUUUGCGCCCUUGUCAUGUAAAGUGUCUUGCUGUGGUCUGCUGAUGUAAGAUGAUGAACAAUUACAUAGCCUUUUACCCUCGUCCCUUUCCUGGAAAUCAACACAUGUGGAGGGAUUUUUCAAAUUUCAGCAUGAACUCCUGGCUGUCUGUUUCUCUUAGUACAGUUCAAGGUGUAACAAGUGUACCAACACAGAUAGCAUUCAACAGAAGCUGCCUCAACUUUUUUGACAAAAAUACUCUGUUCAUAAGUAUCAGUUUUAUUCUCAUGUACCUAAAUUGUGAAGAAAAUGAUUGCAUUCCGUAAACUGCCUGCAGACCUUAGCAAGCUCUUCAGAAUAACUCCAUAGUACACAGGAGCACCUGCAUCCGAGAGCAUGCUUACGUUCUACUGUUCUGCAUAUGACAAAAAAUAACUUGCAACUUCAGAUAACUUCUUUGACAAUUACUUUUUUGGUUGCAGUUUAUAUGAAACUAAACAAUUGUUUUACAAACUGCAUUGAGAUCCAACAGGCUAAAUUGUUAAAAAAUUCAAUAAAGGUUCUUAAAAGAA